AUGCCUUUCCCUUUCUUCCCCACGGAUAUUCCGGUCAACCGAGAAGAAGUAGUGGUGGUGGCGUUGGUAGAACCACCCGCAGAAGCCAACCACUGCACAUUCCGUUUAGUCAUUGCAUCUUUCUACAAAUGCAUAGCCCACAUCGUUAAUAUACUGGAACCUCUCCAUCGACUAUGGAUCAACUAUUACCUUCCAACAUUCGGAGAAUCAGCUGUGAUCAUGCCCCCAUCCCCACUUAGCUUUAUCAUCACCAGUUUAUAUGCUUUUGCAGACAUCAAGUCGCAAGGAUCUGAAUUUCCUUUCAAUACGCACCCUAGGUCCAUCAAUGUAGCUAUUACCAGUCUGCUUUUUUAUGGUUUAGCUUCUGGAGCUGAACAUUUCAUUUGUGUGUCACGUCUGGGUCCCACAUCAGUUUAUGCCAUUAUUGCUCGCUUAGGGAGGAUAAGUUGUUUGUGCGUUUUGGUGGCAUCUUUAGCAUCUUUGUUCUAUCUUUGA
This is a messenger RNA of Lactuca virosa, 495 nucleotides long. Lineage: Eukaryota; Viridiplantae; Streptophyta; Magnoliopsida; Asterales; Asteraceae. The record is from the annotation of a GenBank genome assembly.